CUCCGUGGCGCAGGACGGGACGCACGCCAUCUCUGAUCUGAGUCUGGAAACCUGCACAGCUUCGGGCUUUACAUUAACACACACAUACACACACACACACUGUGUCCGCUUCCACACACCGAAAGGCUGCGCCUCCUCGCGCACUGAUGCCACUGGCUGUUGCGUGAACGCGCGUUCAUUCAUUCGCAGACAUCGGAGGCGCCACUUUUCUUCUCAUCAUCGGACACCAGCCACAGUCCAAGAUGCGAAUCGGAGUGUAGUGCUGGAAUGCCCCAAACUGUGUGCUCAGGCACCAUGUUCACCACUCCCAGUGGCUUCAGCCCCCAUCUGGCCUGUGCUGAGCCUGGGGAGGAGGAGGAGGCCCCACAGGAGGGUCCGGGGCCCGGAGCUUGCCUGGUUGAUGGGCCUCCAAUCACCUCUGCCUCUCUGGACACCCUGAUCCAGAACCUGGUGCCCACUGCUGAUUACUACCCUGAGAAAGCCUAUGUGUUCACCUUCUUGUUGAGUGCGCGUCUGUUCAUCCCUCCUCCGGAGCUGUUGGCCAGAGUGUGUGAGCUGUGCAUCAAGCAGCAGCAGCUGGAUCAGAGCCCGCUCGAUACGGCAAAAGUGCGGAAGUUUGGGCCGAAGAUCUUGCAGCUGUUGACGGAAUGGACGGAAACGUUCCCAUCUGACUUCAGGGAUGAGAAGAUGGUGGGACAUCUUAAAGACAUCAUUCACAGGAUAGCACCCUGUGAUGAGGCGUACUGGAAAACCCUGAACCAAGUGCUGCAGAAGCUUAGCCAGAGACUGGAUCUGAUGAGUCAGGGGGAGGAGAGCAUCGUGAAGGUCUCUCUCAAUGCCUCCUCUAUCUCUGACAAGCUGGUGGUCUACAAGACAAAGCCUCCACCCAUCCAGAAGGACAUGCUGUCCAUCUGCAAUGACCCGUACACGCUGGCGCAGCAGCUCACCCAUGUGGAGCUGGAACAUUUGAGUCACAUUGGACCGGAAGAAUUUGUCCAAGCCUUUGUGCAAAAAGAUCCACUGGAUGGGACGCAGCAGCCAUGCUUCAGUGAGCAGAAGAAGAAAACCUCCAAUCUGGAGGCGUAUGUGCGAUGGUUUAACAGACUGUGUUACCUGGUAGCGACUGAGAUCUGCAUGCCAGCUAAGAAAAAGCAGCGAGCUCAGAUGAUCGAGUUUUUCAUCGAUGUUGCCAGGGAGUGUUUCAACAUCGGAAACUUCAACUCCCUGAUGGCCAUCAUCUCCGGGAUGAACAUGACUCCCGUGUCACGACUGAAGAAGACGUGGGGCAAAGCAAAGACCGCCAAGUUCUUCAUCCUGGAGCAUCAAAUGGAUCCGACGGGAAACUUUUACAACUACAGGACAGCCCUGAGGGGGGCGGCCCAUCGCUCUCAGACUGCCAACAGCAACAGAGAGAAGAUUGUGAUUCCCUUCUUCAGUUUGCUCAUCAAAGACAUUUACUUCCUGAAUGAAGGAUGCGCCAACCGGCUGCCAAACGGCCACGUCAACUUUGAGAAAUUUAUGGAGCUUGCACGGCAGGUGGGAGAGUUUAUGACGUGGAAACAGGUGGAGUGUCCAUUCGAGCAAGAUCGGGCCAUCCUACACUACCUCCACACCGCUCCCAUCUUUAGCGAGGACGGACUCUACCUUGCAUCCUACGAGAGUGAGAGUCCAGAGAACCAAGUUGAGAAGGACAGGUGGAAAGCACUCAGGUCUAACGUUCUGGCCAAAACAUGAGGCAGCGAGGGAGCGCGUGUUCUCUUUGCACUAAAAUGAACUGUGAAGGAGCCUAGCUGGUACUUAGGUGUUUUUCUAUGAAGAAAUGACAAAAAACAAAUUUGAUGAGCAGGAUUCAUCAAGAAGAGAAGAAUAUUUUAAAAAUGAAGCUAAGGAAACUGGAUGAAAAUGCCUUGUGAUGAGGUACGAUAAAUGGGAGAGGAACACAACUUCUCAUCGCAGUGUGUUUACUCUGUGAACAUGUUUACCACCAUAAACAGUACAGUUA
This is a messenger RNA of Thalassophryne amazonica, 2002 nucleotides long. Its product is annotated as ras-GEF domain-containing family member 1C-like. The record is from RefSeq and is a predicted model, not a curated record. Gene Ontology annotation, biological process: positive regulation of GTPase activity; Ras protein signal transduction. Gene Ontology annotation, molecular function: guanyl-nucleotide exchange factor activity. Lineage: Eukaryota; Metazoa; Chordata; Actinopteri; Batrachoidiformes; Batrachoididae. Gene Ontology annotation, cellular component: plasma membrane. The transcript has 14 exons. The coding region runs from base 268 to 1734 and encodes 488 amino acids.